Messenger RNA from Vespa mandarinia (Asian giant hornet), 4002 nucleotides. RefSeq lists its product as uncharacterized. Lineage: Eukaryota; Metazoa; Arthropoda; Insecta; Hymenoptera; Vespidae. The record is from RefSeq and is a predicted model, not a curated record.
UGAAGAAAAUUUAUAGUUAACGAUUGGAACUAUAAUCAUUUAUAAGAAAGCACUCGAUAAGCUUGCAAAAUAAGUGAAAAUAAAGAAAACAAUUCAAUAACAUGUCCUAUAUGAAUUUUUAUUGGAUUAUACAAUAUUUUUCUCUGAAUUUAAAUGUAUAUGUAAAUUCGAAAAAGUGAUCAGUACAAGACUAUAAAUGCAUAGCUACAACUACGAGUUUUAUACAUGCAAUACUAAAGACAUAAAAAUUAGUUACGCAUAUAAAGAAUAUCGCAGAAAACUAUAUUUGCGAAAACCCACAUCAGUAUACUUUCUCCGAGACCUCUGAUCGAUCAUUUAUCGUCUGUCAUCUCCAUCCGAAGAGUGCCGAAUAUUAUAAGUAAACGAGUAAGCGAGCGAACAAACAAGCCACCCUGAUCGCAAUGCGAAGCAACAGAGAGCAUCGAGCAGAUCGCGCAGCUGCAGGCAACGGUCGGUGGUCGGCGGGUGACGGACGGUGAGCGGCGUUAAACGGGAGCCAAGGGCCGUGUCGGUGGGGUUGCAAUGCGGGAGAAGACGCAACUAGCAGUUUCGAGCGGUUUCUCUUCGAUCAGAGUGUACUCGCUGCUGGAGCAGCGUGGUAACGUCUGCGUUCAGAUCGCGUUUUAUUCCCGAAAAACAAUAAAACUGCACCUACGUUUAGGAAAAGUUACUCCGACGACGCAACGUGACGACGAAAGGAAGGAUAAGAGUACAAAAAAAAUUGAAAAAGAAGAAGAAGAUAAAAAGGAAGAAGAAGAAAAAGAAGGCAUAAAGUAAGUCGAGAGAAAAGAAGAGAAGGAGGAGCAGGGAGGAGCUCGCGCACUCCCUCAGCCGACGAUAUAAGGUGCCGGUCUCGGGAUAGAGGGCGAGGGUGGCUCGUAGCAGAAGCAAGAAGAGGAAGAGGAAGAGGAAGAAGUGGGGGAGGGGACGGGCGAAGGGAAAGGAUGUCGAUGCGCCAGCGGUGCUCGGUUUCGGGGGUUGACUCGCGCCGCGGGGGCGAUGAGCGCAUUUCCCUCCGCCCUGAGAUUUCCAACCCGCUUCUCCUGUCGUUCCUGGCUCCUGUUCGGCUGCAGCAUCGUCUUCCUGAUCUCGAAUCUAAUCACCACCACUAUUGCCGAUCGUUCUUCCUCGGGGAAUCGUCCUCGAAUCUCUCGACGGCAGGUGGGAGGUGAUGACGUGCACGAAUCAUCGAGCUACCUCGACGACCACGUCGCCGUCUACGACGACGGCGAGAUACUCGACGAUCUGGACGACUACUUUGAGGCGAAUAUUACUGCAGAGAAGGGCCAGUAUCUGGGCUCGCCGUGCGAACUUACGUGCAAUCCGGAACUGCAGCACGUGAUCUGUGAUUCCAUCACUGGCUUGUGCGAGUGUGAAAAAUUCUACCCCGUUCGUCUUGGGCCUAGCAAAGGAUGUGCCAAACCGAAAAGACUCGGAGAGCAAUGUUUUUACCGUGCGACUUGCAUCUUUACGGAUCAACACUCGACAUGCACACAGGUGCAGCACAAUGCGGUGUGCGACUGCGAGGAAGGCUAUCACAGAGUCACCUUGUCCAGACCAACAAAGAAGGUCUUCUGCGCCGAAGAUCUCGUGCUGAUAACUACAGAUAUACCGACACUACUUUGCAUAGCAUCUGGCAUAGCUGUUUUCACGGGCAUGAUAUGUUUUGUCCUGAAACUAUUCAGCCGUGCGAGAUACUCAAGACCACGACAUUAUGCUAACGCGAAUCAUGCACCACCUAUGCUAUUCUCUAGUGAUACAGGUAUACCUCUGACGCUGCACGGUGGCCGGCCAUCUUCGCGUUCGAGCCAGAGAAGCGGAGGCGGCGGAUCGCUGAGCUGCGCGUUCACCAGGAGGCCUAGCAGCGGUGGUAGUCGCGGUCCGCUGGUACCGACAUCGAGAGCAGGUGCGGCACGAGCCGCCGCCAUCUUGCUUAUAUCGUGUCACCUGCAGGCGACCAAAGGCGGAAACAAGCACCGACGUACCCUUAGUGACGUAGCUGAGGGAUCGUCCGACGGCCUCGGUUCCCGUCGACCUAGCUUAGCAUCAGUUCACAGUUCAACAUCCUCAGCUCGUAGUUAUAGUGCACGUAGACUGGAAAAAGAACGGAAUGAAAAAGAGCAACGACAGGCUCUCCAGGAGUUGAGAUUACAAAAACAACGUGAACAACAGCAGCAACAACAACAACAACAACAACAACAGCAACAACAGCAACAACAAAUAGCACCUACACCAAGUCCUAGAACUCCUCAUUCUACGGACGAACUUUUACCAUCAGUCGAAGAGGGUAAAGAAGUAUUUUACAACGAGCAGGUACCGACAACUUCGGAGUCACCAGAGACAAUGAAAACAGCGUUAUCAACGACGAAAGCAGUGGCCACCAAUAGAAAAGUCGACGUUCCAUCUGUCGCAAUCCCGACAACAUCCAUCUUUGACACGAAUGUAGCGCCGCGCGCCUCCGUAGACAUUUUUCAAGUAUAGAUCGAGAUUGUGAGUCUUCGUCAUCGUGAUUCUUCGAAACGAUCGAACGAUACAUCAUCCGAUCUAAUUAGAAAAUAUAAUUAAUAAAAUCGUGACUAAUUUAAAAAAAAAAAAAAAAAACAAAAAAAAAUAAAAAAACAAUGUUCGUCGAGCUUCAUUUACGAACGCUCGACUUAUUAAUAAUGCUUAACAAUAAUGCGGAACGGGCGUCGUCAUAAAAUGGAGUUUCGUACUAAAAACAGUAUGCCAAUAACAUAACUUCAAGUAACUAGCGUUUUAUUCCGAAUUAACAAGAAGAAGAAGGUCUUAUGAAAGAUUAGAUCCUUUAAAGGAACGCGAUUAGUAAUAUCUGUCGUUUUUGCAUCGGCACCAAUCUAUUUUUUUUCUAUCUUAUUAUUACAAUAUUAAUGAUAUAUGAUAAUUACCAUUAUCUAAGAAACAGUAUUUCGAAGAAAACAACAACAGAUUAUAUAUGCAUAAAAUCUGUGGACGACGUACGUUUUCGUUGUGAGAAAAAAGAUUUUUAUGGAAUCCUUGCGCGAUUGAUUAUUGAGCGAUCUCAUGUGUUCUUAGAUAACCCAAACGAAACAAAAGAUAUAAUAUAGAUAUAUAUAUGCCUUUCAUAUACUACAUAAUAUAUAUUUAUUUAUAUUGUAUCGGUAACAUAUUUACAAUAUUUAUAUGCAGUAUAUCCAUAUACAUAUAUAUAAUAUAUCGACUUGUUCCGUAUGGGUAAAUCGUGGUUACAUGGGCCAUGUAAGUCGUAUCAGUUAACGUUUCAGCUCUUCGUCGAUAAUUAAACGACAUAUCAAACGAAAAAUGGUAUUUGACGGACAAAUGGUAAUGAUGGAGAAUAUAUGCAAAUUGAAUAUCAUUUUGCGUAGUCUUCUAAACUUUUGCGUCAAUGGAAAGACGAUUGACAAGGCAUUUUUCCUCUCUUUCUCGAAAAAUCGAGACUAAACUUGUCUUCUAAAAUCACUUAUCGUUAGAUAUUUAAUUGUUUGAAAACUGAUUCAUCACCACAUUAGAAUAAUUAAUGCAAUAUGGUUCAUUCUGUAUAAUGAAAAAGGAGAAGUUGAUCUAUUAGUAAAUCUCCCGAUCUCAUUACUUUAUAUCGAAACGAUUUGAAGUAUGAGGAUAGUUAUUAGAAAAUAUUUGAUAACAUUUAGUUCCUUUUAUUUUUAUACUUUUAUUUUAUAUGUUUAGUAUUUAUCGAGAGACGUAAACGCAUCGAGAAGAUUGUUUUGAUAAAAAAGGAUAAAAAUGAAGGUCUCUUUUUACAUUAGUUUAUGUCAACUAACGGUACACCAAUUUCUUAAUUAUCAAGAGUCACGCAUUUACUCGCAAUCCUGUACGAUCGUUCUACCAAUUUGUCAUUUCUCUCUAUCUCACAUUAUCUUUCUAUUUCUCUCCUUCUCUCUCUCUCUCUCUCUCUCUCUCUCUCUAUCUCACAUUAUCUUUCUAUUUCUCUCCUUCUCUCUCUCUCUCUAUCUCUCUAUC